AUGCCCCGCAAAUACGUUCCCCGUCCAGGUACAAGGUCCUACUCAAACUAUCCCAAGGAAAAAUUGGAAUUAUCUUUGAGGACGGUCGAGGUUGAACCAGCUGCACACGAAGAAAACCGGAGAUCCCACCGUGCUAACAUGCUAACAGGACCUCAGCGAGACCAUAAAAACGGCCGCAAGUUUACGAACAACCGCUCAGGCCCUGAUUGGAUUUCCGCAUUCUUGAAGCGUAAUAAGUUGGCUGUUCGUUGGACCAAGAACAUCAAACGCGCCCGUGCCAAAGUUAGUCCCGAAACUGUGAACAGCUAUUUCGAUAACCUUACCGAAACGGUCCGAGAUGUCCCGGUGGAGAAUAUUCUAAACUAUGAUGAGACAAAUUUGAUCGACGACUCUGAAUCUAAGCGAGUGCUUGUCGGAAAGGGACUGAAGCACGUUGAAAAUGUCCUGGACCAUUCCGAAACCUUCUACUCGGUGAUGUUUACCGGAAGCGGUAACGGGUCAAUGCUGCCACCAGUGAUAACAAGCUGUCUGAAGAACAACAUUAAGUUCGUCUUUCUGCCCCUAAAUUUUACCCAUCUGUGCCAACCUCUCGACGUAAGCUAUUUCGGUCCGUUGAAAAAAACUUGGAAGGGUACCCUGGAGGAUUGGAAACAACGAAAUAAGGCAUGUGUCCCCAAGCAAAUCUUUCCGAGACUGCUGAAAAAGACCUUGGAAUCAAUCGAAGACACCAGCAAAGAUAACAUGAAGGUGGGAUUCCGGGCGACCGGAAUAUAUCCACUGAACCGAUAUGCUGUUCUCAAGCGGAUUCCAGGAGGAAAUUAUGAUGGGCCAAAACCAAGCGCCAAUCUCAGCACCAAUAGCUCUUUCUCCGAACAGCUGGUGACGACGUUUAAGGAAGAGCAGCAUCAGUUGAUUUCCGCAAAGAAGGAAAUUGAGGAGAAAGAAAACGUUGCAGCCAAAACAAUCAAGCAGGAAACCUUGGAACAUCCACCGAAGAGAAGACGAGCUAUCAAACCCCUAAAGACGAUUAAGCAGGAACCAACCAAUGGCCCGAACAUUUGGUCCUUCGUAGCCGGAUUCGAGGACAGAAGCUCAUCUGGACCAGCAUUGGAAUCCAACAUUCGCCAUCUUCGGAAGCGCAGUAGCAGCUGUGGUUUGUACAAUCACAUCAAGUCAAUCAUUGGUGGUGUGUCCGGUAUUUUUGGUGUCAACAAGUGUGAUUCGAGUGGUGGUAAUAUGGCUAGCAAGGCGGAGAAGAAAUUAGCAGCGGACCUUCUGACGCGACGACGAGCGUGUGCCGAGCGAGAUGUGGUGGAGAAGUUCAUUGCGGAGUACACCUAUGAACGGGAUUGUUGCCAGGUUGCGGUGCGUUUGGAGGCGCUAAACAAGUGCAACGAGCUGUUCCUGAACGUGCAGAGUGAUAUUGAGCUGGGCGAUCACGAAGAGAGGUUUGAAGGUCAUCUAGAGUUUCGGGCGGAUUUUGAGGAUCGAUUCUGCAGGGCGAAAGGUUUUUUGCUGUCCAAACUGGAAAGUAGGGAGCAUCCGUUGAGUUCGACGAUCAUGCACGCAUCGUCUUCACACAACAUGUCUGCUAGUUUCCACCAUCGUUUGCCGAAAAUCGAUCUGCCGAAGUUCAGCGGAGAUGAGUCGCGUUGGAUCUCGUUUCGUGAUAACUUUAUCUCAAUGAUCCACUGCAACGAAGAUAUUCCGAUCGUGAACAAGCUGCAAUAUCUUCUACAGUCACUGGAGGGAGAAGCUAAGAAGCCGUUUGAGUCUGUGGACAUCCAAGCGGACAACUAUUCGUCGACAUGGGAUGCACUGAAGAAGCGGUACGAUAAUAAACGGUUUCUCAGGAAGGAAUUGUUUCGAGGCCUGUACAAUCUCCCAUCGAUAAAGCGUGAGUCAGCACAGGACCUCAACACUCUGGUUGAUGACUUUCAGCGACAUGUCAAGGCAUUGGGAAAAUUGGGCGAGCCAGUAGAGCACUGGGACACUCCACUUAUUUUCAUUCUUUCGAAUAAAUUGGAUGCAGCAACGAUCCGCGCUUGGGAGCAAGAUACUCGUCAAAAGGACGAAGUAAAGUACGACGAGCUCAUCGAUUUUUUGAUCCAACAUGUUCGAAUGCUGAAAUCCGUUGCCAGUGAUCUGCAGCACCGUUCAACAGUGUUGACUGUUUCCAGGGUGGCCGGACAAACACCGAAGAAGCCGUCAGCGAUCAAAUCCGUCGUCAACGCAGCAACAUCCGAGUCACAAUCCAGCACACAACAGUGUCACUGUUGUUCCAAAACGCACCCUUUGCACCAGUGUCCAGCAUUCAAGAAGCUGUCGAUCUCCCAGCGGCGAGAACUAGUUACGAGGCACAGUCUUUGCCGAAACUGCUUCCGUUCAAAUCACCAGGCACGAGCGUGCAAGUCGAAGUUUGUUUGUAGAAACUGCCAAGCUAAGCACCACACUAUGUUGCACGAUCAACCAGCCCCGCAACCCACGUCGGCGAUUCAAGGCACCAGUGGUUCACUCAGCCCGCCAGCAAUCAACUUAUCUGUGCAUUCCAACUCGACGGUUCUACUGGAAACAGUUGCGCUUCUAGUGGUCGAUCGGUAUGGAAGGCAAAUUCCAGCACGCGCUCUUCUGGAUUCUGCAGCGAUGUCUAACUUUAUUACGAAGAAGCUGGCGAACGAGCUCGCCACUAGACAAAGCCCCGUGGACAUCUCAGUUGCAGGAAUAGGAGAGUCCGUCAAGCGCAUCAAGCACCAGCUAACGGCCAAGAUAGUUUCCAGGAACAGUGACUUCUCCACCACACUCGAUUUUCUAGUUAUGAGGAAGCCGACAUCAAAUCUGCCCACAAUACCUAUCGACACAUCUACGUGGAACAUUCCUGAAGUGCCUUUGGCGGAUGUCCAUUUCAAUGUUCCAGCUACGAUCGAUAUAAUCAUCGGUGGAGAGUGCUAUCACGAGCUCCACACCGGCGUUCGCCAAUCUCUUGGCAACGGAUUCCCGUUCUUGGUGGACACACACUUUGGCUGGACAGUUUCCGGCAAGGUAACGACCGGCUCCACCACCGCACCACGAGCGUGCUACAUCUCCGCCGUUGACCAGAACUUGGACUGUACUCUGGAACGUUUCUGGGAGCUGGACACCGUCGAUGAAGGCCAAAACCUCUCAGCAGAAGAACGGAAGUGCGAAGAGAUUUUUGCCAGCACCACCACUCGAAAUCACGAUGGAAGGUACGUCGUACGGCUGCCCCGGACUGAUGAUUCCCAGAUCACCCUUGGAGACUCUCGCAUGAUCGCAAUUCGCCGGUUCUACAGCUUAGAACGCCGCCUACAGCGAGAUGACUCCACCAAAAUGGCCUACCACAAAUUCAUCGAAGAAUACGCACAACUUGAACACAUGUUUAAGAUAGAUCCUGUCGUCGAUAACAAACCACACUGCUAUCUGCCACAUCACCCGGUCUUCAAGGAAGCCAGCACAACCACCAAGGUACGCGUGGUAUUCGACGCUUCUUGCAAGACCACAUCCGGGUAUUCGCUGAACGAUAUGCUGCUCGUCGGUCCGGUCGUCCAACAGGAUCUGCUGUCCAUCACCCUUCGAUUCCGUACAAAGGCCAUCGCUCUUGUGGCGGACAUUGAAAAAAUGUACCGUCAAGUUAAUUUACAUCCCGAUGAUCAGCCCUUUCAUCGAAUCCUUUGGAGGGAGAACCCUUCUGAACCGUUGGAUACUUACGAACUCCGCACCGUUACUUACGGAACCGCUUCAGCUCCGUACCUGGCAACUCGUGUUUUGAAGCAGCUAGCCAUUGAUGAAGGAGAUAGGUUCCCAGUCGCAGCCGAAGCCAUCGAUGACUACUACAUGGAUGAUUUACUAUCCGGUGCCAACGAUCUAGAGUCCGCUAUACAAAAACGCCGCCAGAUGUCUGCGAUGUGUCAGUCUGCCGGAUUUCAGCUGAGAAAGUGGGCUUCUAAUAACCGAUCGGCUCUUGUAGACGUUCCAUCUGCAGACCUUGCCAUCGAUCCACUGCAUGACUUGAACGAAGAUCAAUCGGUAUCGACUCUCGGCCUAGUUUGGGAUACUCGAACUGAUAUGCUGCGGUUCAACAUCAACCUUCCACUUCCUGCGUCGGUGCUGACCAAGAGGAAAGUAAUCUCCUACAUAGCGAGGAUUUUCGAUCCGCUGGGCCUCGUCGGGCCAGCUAUAACACUGGCCAAGCUGUUCAUGCAACAGUUGUGGCGACUUAGAUCAGAAAAGGACGAACCGUACGAUUGGGAUCGGCCUCUGCCUUCGAAGCUGCAGGAGGAGUGGAAGCAGUUCCAUGCAACGCUCUGCAUUUUAGCCGAUAUUCGAAUUCCUCGGUUUGUCAACGGAUAUGCAGAUUGUUCGAUCCAGCUCCAUUUCUUCUGUGACGCAUCUGAAGCUGCAUAUGGAUCUUGUUGCUUCGUUCGUUCCGAGUUUGCUGGCGAAAUCAGAGUGCGGUUGUUGACCUCCAAAUCCAAGGUUGCUCCUUUGGCCAAGAAACAUUCGAUUGCACGUUUGGAGCUAUGCGCAGCUGUUCUAUCCACAAAGUUGUUCCGGAAGGUACAAGGCGCGAUUGGGUCAUCAGAACACGUUUAUUUCUGGUCUGACUCAACCACAGUCCUCCAAUGGUUGAGGUCGCCACCGCAUCGAUGGAGAACCUUUGUUGCCAAUCGCGUUACUGUUAUCCAGACUGGCACUGAAGGUUUCAAUUGGAGACACGUCCCGGGAGUGCAGAAUCCAGCCGACGAACUUUCUCGUGGACUACAGCCCUCCGAUCUUCUCAACCAAGCUCGAUGGUGGAACGAGGUCGCUGAAGAAAGUCCUUCUGUCAGUUUAGCUGCCACCGUUUCCGAAAAAGAGGAUUUUGCAGACCAGCUGUUCACUCGGUAUUCAACGUUCAAGCGACUCAACCGGGUAACAGCCGCUUGUAUCAAAUACAUCAAGGCACUCCAAGCUGCAGCUAUAAGGAGGAAAAAUCAACUAGUUACGCCGUUCCCUACACCCAAUGAGUUAGCGAUCGUCUACCUUUCAGCUGAAGAUUUAGCCGAGGCAGAUCGUGCGCUGCUCCGAUUAGCCCAGUCACAGCUAUACGCGGAAGAGCUCUCCGAGUUCCAAAACCCCAAACGUACGAGAAAUCCGCUGUCGUCGCAGUUACGAUACCUACGUCCUUUCCUCUGUGAUGAUGGUAUUAUUCGCGUUGGUGGUCGCCUAAGGAAUGCAGACGUUGCGCAGAGUGUCAAACAUCCAGCAGUUCUCUCGGCUAAGCAUCCACUGGCAAGGCUUAUUACGGAGCAUUACCAUCGAACGCUUUUGCAUGCUGGACCGCAGCUGAUGAUUGCCACUAUUCGCCAAAGAUACUGGAUUCAUGGAGGAAGAAAUUUAGCUCGCCAAACGUACCAUGGCUGUAUGAAAUGCUUUCGGCAGAAGCCGACCCUCGUUGAGCAAAGCUCCGCAGAUCUACCAAAAUCCCGUGUGAUCCAAGAUCGUCCAUUCGCUGUGUGUGGAGUCGACUAUUUCGGGCCCAUUUUUAUCAAGUCACCGAUUCGUCGUCAUGGUCCAACAAAGGCAUAUGGUGCCAUUUUCGUAUGUUUCGUUACGAAGGCCGUUCACAUUGAGUUGGUGUCGGAUCUGUCAACGCCCGCCUUCCUGUCAGCACUUCGUCGCUUCGUUGCCCGUCGCAGUCGCCCGAGGGAAAUUCAUUCGGACAACGGAACAGCUUUCAAAGGUGCAUCGAACGCUCUUCACCGAUUGUACGACAUGCUGAAGAAAAACGGCGAAGACAGGGAGCAGAUAUUCAACUGGUGUGCAACGGAAAGAAUCCAGUGGAAAUUCAUUCCCCCGCGAGCUCCGCAUUUCGGUGGAUUAUGGGAAGCUGCGGUGAAGUCUGCCAAACACCAUAUUCUACGUGAGAUAGGACACACGAACAUGAGCUACGAGGACAUGACCACACUGCUCGCUGAAGUGGAGAUGUGCCUUAAUUCACGUCCAAUCACCCCGAUCCCGACGGAAACCGAUGAUCUCGAGGUGUUAACUCCAGGACACUUCCUUGUGGGCACCAACUUGCAAGCCGUUGACGAUGUGGAUGUUACUGCAAAGCCCGACAACCAUCUCGACCAUUGGAAGCUCACCACAAAACGGAUGCAGGGUAUCUGGGCUCGUUGGUAUCCCGAAUAUCUCGCCCAACUACAAACUCGCGCUAGGAAGGGGAGCAAAUCGGCGGUUCCGGUGGAGGUUGGAAAAAUCGUGGUAAUCAAGGAAGACAACUUACCACCAGCCUUGUGGCCACUAGGUCGCAUCACAAAACUUCAUCCCGGCCGAGAUGGAGUUGUUCGUGUUGUGGGACUGAAGACAGCCAAGCGUGAUGACGUCGUCAGAGCGGUGAACCGGAUAGCCAUCUUACCCACCGCCAGCAUCCAAGACGUUGACCCGACAACCACCGAAGAUUAG
This is a messenger RNA of Uranotaenia lowii, 6459 nucleotides long. RefSeq lists its product as uncharacterized. Gene Ontology annotation, biological process: DNA integration. The coding region runs from base 1 to 6459 and encodes 2152 amino acids. Gene Ontology annotation, molecular function: nucleic acid binding. NCBI's taxonomy places the organism in Eukaryota, Metazoa, Arthropoda, Insecta, Diptera, Culicidae. The transcript is spliced from 8 exons. The record is from RefSeq and is a predicted model, not a curated record.